UUCUGUUUUUAAAUCGUUCAAAAAUACGCCCCAUUUACUUCCACUCAAAGUGCGUCACCGCAACAUUGAUUUUUGAAUUGAUUUAUUUAAAUGUAUAUUUUUUUCAUUGCUAUUUAUCUCACUUAAUUCGAUUCCUAUUAAACACAGGCAUGUCCUUUUUGUUUUGAAAUCGUUCAGAAGUACACCCCCGGUGUGUCUUCUUCUUUAAAUAGCUCGCUCUUGACUGCUGUAUUCGCUUACGGCCAUACCACCCUGGGUGCGCUAGUGAGCUGAACAGGAAGUGAGUGGACUCAGUGAGGGAAGUUCGAAAAGUUUGUUUGGAGAAGUUCUUUCUUUCUUUUAUUUUAUUUUAUUUUUUUGAUUUGAGUCUGGGAUAUAAUUUAAGGAGUUAAGGAGGGAGUUGGUGGGGGCUCUCUCCCCAAACAGCGCUCUGCUGUUUGGGGUACUUCUGGAGGUGAAGCUACACGCGAGGAGCUACGGGCAAGAUGGAGGUAAACAAAGAGAAAGAUAAGGGGUUGGCGAGGAGAAUGGAAGAUGGAAACAAAGAAACAGGUUGAAGUUAUGAGAAGAAACUAACAGUGAUGGUAGAGAUUGUUGGAAAUGAAAGAAUUACGAUGAUGGAAUUAUUGCGGAAAGUAAAAGAAGAGUGUGGUGAAGUCAUUGGCUGUAGAUACAAAAAUCCCAAGGAGUACGAGUUGACUAUGAAUGAGGAGAAAGGGAAGAAGAAGUUGCUUGAUGGAAUAAAAAUCCGAAGUGGGAGUAUACUGGCAAAGGAGAUAAAUAACUGUGAGACUGUGGUUUCCUUUUUGAACCUACCCACGUACAUAAUGGACGAGGAGAUAAUAAAGAAACUAAUAGACUGGGGAGUAACACCGGCGUCUAUAGUUAAAAGGAGGAUGUGGCCAGGGACUGGAAUUGCUGAUGGGACGAGGUUCCUAAAAGUCAAAUUUACGGAGAAGGUAAAAUCGCUUCCGUACUCUACAAAGUUUGAAACUGUGGGUGGAACAGAGCACUUUCGGGUAUUGCAUGACAGGCAAGUAAAGGUGUGUCGCCUGUGCAUACAGCCAGGACAUAUGGUCAAAGAAUGUCUGAAUUUCAAGUGCUACAAGUGCGGUGGACAAGGGCAUUAUGCACGGGAGUGCAAUGAAGGGAACUGUACUGUGUGCUGGAAGGAAAAAUGACCUGUGUGUGUGCAACAGAGCAGAAGAUGGUGACAAGGAAGAUGCGGGAGACUCUGUUGAUUUGUAUGCUGAAGUGGAAGAGACCCAAAUAUCGGGUGGUGAGGACGGAGGUGAUGAGUGGAGUGAGCUGGAAGGCGUUCUGGAAGGAGGAGGAUCUGGGAAAAGUAGCGGAGAGCAGAAUAACGCAAGAGCUGGGGUGGAUAACGAAAUGUCAACCAGCGGUGGUGGGGGAGAUAAGAGGGAUGAGAGCAAAAACAAACGAGAAAGAGGAUUGAGAAAAGGAGCGUCGGCGGGAGUACAAGGAGGAACAGGAGAAGGAGAAGGGGAAGAAAAGAUGAUUGUGCAGGAGGUUGUCUUGGUGGACAUAAUAGACACAACAGGGACAAAUGUGCUUAAGAGGAAAAAGGGGGAAGGUGGAGAAGGCAAUGCCAAAAAACUAAGAGAUGGAAAUGAGAUGGAACAAAGGAGAACCAACCUCAAGAAGAACUACCUGAAAGAAGUGACGGUGACGGUGGAUAUCUGUAAUGUGAAUGCAAGGGCAGAAGACAUCAUAAAAGCGAUAGCGGGAAAGAUCGGAGAGGAAAUGUCUUGGCGGUAAGACCCAAACAGAAUAAAGAGUAUGAAGUGACCUUAGAAAACGUAGAUGUUGUUGAAUUGUUGGUCGACGGAUUAAAAAUAAAGGAGAUACUGUGUGAGGUGAAGAAACAGAGUCUGCAAAACAGAGACUACGUUGUCUCGUUCAUACAUAUGCCCGCGUACAUUGACGAUCAGGUAAUUGUAGACAAACUGGAAGGGUGGGGAGUUACCCCAAUUUCGGAUAUUAAAAGACGCGUAUAUCCGGGCACGACCGUGGAAGAUGGCACAAGGUUUGUUAAAUCUCGUGUCCCUGAGGAAGUCGUAUCUCUGCCGUACACAAGGCUGGAAAUGGCUGAAGGGCUGCAAUAUUUUAGGGCAAUGCACAGACAUCAGAUUAAAACCUGUCAGCUGUGUAUGAGCCCUGAGCACGUUUUGAAAGACUGCACCGAUUUUAAGUGCUACAAGUGCGAAGAGAGGGGACAUUUUGCCAGGGAUUGUAACGUGGUCAAGUGCCCAGAUUGCAAAAAGGUUUUAAUAAAGUGUGAAUGUUGGUAUGAGGUUGAAGAGACUUAUGUGCGUGGGCAGACACCCCUGAAUGUGUUUGUGUGUCUGUCUAAGUGUGUUUGAGUUAUCUAUACAUACAGGGAAGAGUGUGUGCGUGCGUGCCUGCCUGCCUGCCUCUCGGUGUGAGAGACACCGUGUUUGGAUUACAGGGAAUUAUAAACCCUCUGUACACAUACAGGUAUAGUCUUUUGGAAAACGAAAGCCUCCAAAAACAUCAAGGUCUUUCUCAAACAUUUUGGAUUCGCAACAUUGUAUAUUUGGUAGAAUGAGUACAGGAGGCUGAGAGCGAGGGAAAUAUCAGUGCCCCAUCAUCUUUGACCGUGUCCUCUCCAUCCAUCUGAAUGGUAACUGAGCCACUGGUUAAAGGGUUCCCGUCUUCACAGUCUUUUAGGACGAUGGUUGGGGUUGGGUA
This is a messenger RNA of Onychostoma macrolepis, 2733 nucleotides long. RefSeq lists its product as uncharacterized. The transcript is spliced from 2 exons. The record is from RefSeq and is a predicted model, not a curated record. NCBI's taxonomy places the organism in Eukaryota, Metazoa, Chordata, Actinopteri, Cypriniformes, Cyprinidae. Bases 1129 to 1779 code for a protein of 216 amino acids.